This is a messenger RNA of Acromyrmex echinatior (Panamanian leafcutter ant), 6631 nucleotides long. RefSeq lists its product as uncharacterized. Lineage: Eukaryota; Metazoa; Arthropoda; Insecta; Hymenoptera; Formicidae. Gene Ontology annotation, molecular function: protein binding. Gene Ontology annotation, cellular component: nucleus. The record is from RefSeq and is a predicted model, not a curated record.
GGUGGUCGUUAUAAUUCGAAUAAAUUGCGCGUCGCGCUCGGUCUGACUCGGUUCGCGUUACAUUCUUUGGCGCGGCGGCGCGGCGGCUCGACCGCGAUCGGUUCGACUCGGCUCACGUCGUGCCACUUCGACCGCACACUCGUCUCGUGGAACGGUAGACGACCGGAUUGGGUAUUGGGUCUUGGGUCUGGGAAUCUAGCAGAAGCACUGGGAGCUCUGGUUUUCAGUUUGCUGAUCGCAGACAGUCGCAGGAUUCGAGUGCUCGAGGGAGGAUCGUCGUGCGUAUUGUGCGUAUCGUGCGUGCUGUGAAUAUACAUGGAGACGUAGAGUGUGCGCGCGCGAGAGAGAGAGAGAGAGGGAGACCCACACGGAGGAUUCUCGAGAUAGGAGAGGCAGAGAGAAAGGAAGGAAGAAAGGAGAAGCACAAAGUCUGCCGUUUGUCGAAGGAGCGUGGCAGGCGAAGCGGAAAGAGAGGUGGCGGGGGAGACUCGUCGCGUUGUAUACGUAGUGUGUGUCACACAGUGCCGUCGGAAAGAAAGAGAAGGAGAGAAGUAGAAGGUGGAGGAGGAACGAAGCAGUGAUCAGUUCUCUCCCGAGCUGAGGCUAGCGAAUACUCUGUUAUCUAUAUCGCGCUAAUACUUUAUAGCACGCGUUGCUAUCGAUCGCGUUUGCCAUCGCCUCGCCAGUCGCCUCCGACGUUGCUUUUUUUUGUCCUCCGUACCAAUCUCCUCGCGUAUCUCCGUCGUGCGGUAGGCGGCAGGCGGCAGGCGGCUUGCGGACGCCACGAAUUCCGCUUUCCUCUCGCGUCGCGUAAUACACCCCUCUACUACUUGUCUCUACUCUCCCUGUAUGUCCUUUUCCCCCUCCAUUACUCCGUUUUGUCCGUCGCGCUUGUUGUUCCGCCACCUCCUGUCCUCCUCUUCGCCGCGUGUGCGCUUCGCGCGGCGACGGCCACUCUCUUCGAGUUCAGGCAGUUCGAGGUGCCGGCUGCCUUCGCUCGUUCCCGUCUCCCGACGUUCCGUUCCGUGAGAAGCGGGAAGGGAGGAAGACGGCGACUGGCGAGGCGGACAGGCGGCGGUGGAGGUGGUGGUAGCGGGAGGAGUACAGGUGCAGGUGCAUGCAUAUAGACGGCGGUAACGACGACGUACGUGCCGCACGAGCACUGUAAGCACGGCGAAUACGUAGAGAGUCGGAGAGCGCGUAGGGGGGGACAAGGGGGGGGAGGAAGGUGAAGAAGAAGUCGACGGAACGGGCGAGGCGAGGAAAGAGGAGACUGGAGAAGCAGAAAGAAGGAGGAAGCAGGAGGAAGCGGUUAGCGGCGGCGGCGGACGGAGAGCGUACACGCGAGUGCGUAGCGGCGGAAAGCGUUAGUCGUGAACGCCAGUGGUCGACGUCUUCGUCCUUUGACUCGUGACUCGUGACUCGUGCACGGUCGAAAGUUUCUUUUGUUUAUCGCCGCGCGUGCAGAGUGUCGCACGGAUAAAUCUCGACGAUAGUCUCCUAUCAAGCAAUCGUGGCAGGAUGGACGACACCGCGGGUCCACCGCGAACGUCGGACGUAGCGUCGGCGAUGGGAAGUGAGAGCGACGACGCCACCACUACUACCACCACCACCACCACCACCACCACCUCGAAGAUGCGGACAGUCGACGACGACGACGCGAGUGCCGCCCCCGCUCCCGCUCCCGCAUCUAUCAUCGACGACGCCGCUGUCGAUUCCGUCGAGUGUCGUGACCUGGGCUCGAUAAGAACCGCGUCCCCGGAGCCUGCAGCUGCUGCUGCUGCUGCUGCUGCUGCUGCUGCUGCAAAAGCGGGCGUGCGUGGCGGGGCCGGGGCCAACGCGCCCGCCGCGGUCGACAAGGACGAGAUCACCGUCUGCAUCACGCCGACCACCGGGGGCCAGUUCGAGCUCGCGGUCGACCGCAACGAUACCGUGGAGAAUCUCAAGAAGAUCAUCUCCAAGAAGCUGAAGGUCGCCAAGGAGCGCAUCUGCCUAUUGCAUCGCGAGAGGCAGCUGCGCGAAGGAACGCUCGCGGAAAACGGUCUACAGAACGACAGUCGACUAACGUUGCUUCCAAGCGUGGAAACCGGAUUGUUGGCGCAACGACCGGAGCAGAGUGUAAUGCAGGCCUUAGAGAGCCUCAAUGAUUCACAGGUGAAUGACUUCUUAUCCGGCAAGGCACCACUUAAUCUUACAAUGCGACUAGGCGAUCACAUGAUGUUAAUCCAGCUGCAGUUGUCCACCGUAACCCCGACAUCGCCGACCGCCAGUCAGGCGAGCUCUGCCAACAGUAACGGCCAUAGUCACCACAGCAGCAGUAGCAGCAACAAUAGCAGUAACGUUGCUAGUUUGCCCAAUAGUAGCAAUACCACGAGCAUGUCCAAUUCGUCUGGCGGUCAUUCGUCGUUGCAAACCAGAAGAUGCCUGACGGCUAGAUCACCGGGAAAUAUUGUUAAGCCGCAGAACGCUACCGGGGCACCGGCUGGCAGAACGUCGCAUCUAAUUAGUAGCCUUGCCAGCGCCCUACACGCAGCCGCCAGUUACAGCAACAGCAGCAGCUUACCUACCGCCAGCAUUACCACUACGACUACCAGCCCGGUAUGUUCCAGCCGGGUUACAACAUCCUCUUCAUCCGUCUCGACGGUGCCAAUUAGCCCGGCGCAUUCAUUGUCGUCGUCCAGCAGCAAUUCGGGUCAAUCGCAAUCUACGCGUGGCAAUUCGCAUAACGUUCCACCUACGAAUGGCAGUUCUUCCAACGCGUGCCAGCCCUGCCCGCUCUAUCACCACCAUCAUCAUCACGGCCAUCACCACGGUCAUCACCAUGGCCAUCAUCACCACCACCAUCAUCACCAUCAUCAUCAUCAUUCGAGGAACAAACCUAGCUUGCCCAACCUUUCCACUUCCUCUUCUUCCUCUUCCUUCAGUUCGGGUUCGUCUCCGAUUCAGGAGCAGUCUGCCUUGGAGCCGAUGUCCUACGACGCGACGCUACCCAGGAAGAAGCUCUGCAGCGGCCACCAUCAUCAUGGCCAGCCAUCAUCGUCUGUUACCACUAGUGGCAUGGACGCCACGAGGAGUCAACACGAGGAAUCUAAUCCGCAGAGCCCAACAUGCGCCUCAUCGCUGAUGCUGGAGCAAUCGCCACCCAAGCCCGCCACCCUCGACACUCGAGCGCUCGCCGAGGCAUCUCGGAACCUUACUCAGAAGCUGAAGCAGCUCUCCUCUGAGGUACUCACCUCGCGGGUCGACCUCGCAGAGGAGAACGCGAGACGCAGGCAAGGCGCAAUAAUAGAGAGUAUGCAUCAUCAUGGCAAAGGUGUGUAUUCCGGCACGUUUAGCGGCACUCUGAACCCAGCCCUCCAGGAUAGACACGGUCGGCCGAAGCGGGACAUUAGCACCAUCAUUCACAUCCUGAAUGACUUGCUCUGCGCGACACCGGCCGCAUCCGCAGGCCACUAUAGGCAUCAUCAUCACAGGCAUUCGCAUACUCGCCAGCAAUCUUCCUUGAUGUCCGCGUCUUCCGCGGGCACUACAACUACAGCGAGUGGAUCUACUUCGUCGGUCGGCUGUCAUGAUUCCACACCAGGCUACUCCAGUGAAGAAUUAUCAAAGGAGAACGAGGCAACGAAGGGCAAGAUGCGUCGGCUGCGCUUAGUCAUGGAACAACGUCGUGCUAAGAGAAAAGCCAGGCGACAGGCGCGAGCAGCACCGUAUACCACACAGUGGGCUGCGAUGACUCCCGCCGAUCCGAACCACGAGCCGAACACGUCAACUGCGACCUCGAGCACCACCACCACUACUAACAGCGCGGAGCCGCAGAACGAACCGGAGCUUCAACCGUGUAGCCCCGAACCGGUCGUAGCUUAAAUACCACGUCACUAACAGUCAAUUCACGGCACAGUAAUAUCUUCUAUAUUCAUAUACAUAGAGUAUGAUUGUCCGUUUUCGUUUCUACCUAUCGCACUGAUUUAUUCCGAAGGAAGAAAAUGCAGAGUCGAACGUGUUCUAUCGCGCAGUUACACUUGUUCCUUACAACUCUCGUCCCGCGCAACCAAACGCUGCAAAACGUUUUAAACAUUUGAUUCGACACUCGUUCUCGUUGAUACCCCGUACACGGUCUCGAUCAUUACCGUGAAUCCACUGAGUUUCUCUCUGUAUUAUGCAAGUGUCUCGCUUUCUCCGAUUUGCGUUACUUUAUGCAAAUAGACGUAAUCUGCGAGGAUUCACUAGCUGAUGAAUCGAAAGAUGAAUUCCAAUCGAAUAUCCUUUCUUUUUUGUAUAGCACUCGAAACUAUUCUUUGAAUAACAUUUUUUUUAUAUCUUUUUUUUUGUCUUUGGAGUAUAUCAUGGUUUUAGGAUCCUAUUCUUAGAAAAAAACGUAUAUACACGAAAAAUUAGGGACGUAUUAUAAUAUACGUAAUAUAUAUACGUAAUAUAUAUACGUAAUAUAUAUACGUAAUAUAUACUACACUAUUUCUCUAGUUUUUCAUAUACGUUUCUUUUCAAAGGUAAGGAUUCAAGAAUUUCUCUUUUCUUUUUAGUUUGUUUUUAGAUCGGUAUCUUUUUGCGGUAUAACAUGCAUUGCAUUAGUCAUCCCACAAAAAAUCACUUACAAUUCAUCCAUGGACCAUCAUUUUAACUCAAUCGCGUUUGCUUAUUAUUAUCAUCAGUGUACAAUGACAACGCAUUACUAUCAUUACAUAAACGUUUCCCAUGAUGACAUGUGAAACAUUGUAGGAGCGCAAUGGGGCAUUUUGGACGUCUAUAAAACUGGUCGUGCGUGGAGCUAUAUAUUAGGCAAUAUAUAGUGUUACCGCUAUAAUAAAAUGUAUAUUAUACAUAUAUUAUAUAUAUAUAUAUAUCAUUAUAUUGUCAUUAUAUUGUAUGUAUUUAGAGUAACGAAAUACUGGGUAUCCUAUGACUAUCGUUUCCCAACAUUAAUAAAACGGUGAUCUCGCAGUGUUUGGCCGGACUCAGGACUUGAUCGUAGUUGACAAUAAUUACGCUCGGCGAAUGAAUCAGUGUGACGGUUUUACGUAUCUAUACAUCGACAUCGGGAAGUCGAUGAAUUGUUCUGAAAGAGAGAGAGAGAGAGAGAGAGAGAGAGAGAGAGAGGGAGAGAGUGAGAGAAUGAGAGAAAAAAAGAAAAAAAAAUAGAGAGCAAAAGCUCUUAUUAAGGCUACCUAUUAAGGAAUCCUGUUAAGGAACUUCCUGUUAGAAGUAAAACUCGCCGAUAAAUACGCUGCACGCGUUCAAGGGAAGAAAUGGGAGGCAGGAUCGCCAUAGUUUCGUCUGUGCGCGUUUACUACGCUCUCUCUUGACAAUUCUUUCGCUAUCGGGCACUUGAAGUCUUAUACGUAGAUGCGAAUAGAACUUUGAUUACUCGUAGAAGUUGCGAGAGAAGCAACGGUAAAUCUCGCGUUUUGCUGUGCACUUUACAUGAAACCGCUAUUAUUCUUGAAAUAAGAAAAAAAAGAAAUGUCACGGUAACUCGCGCGCGACGGAAUUAGUGCAAAGUUGUAUUUCGCGUCCUGAUUGAUAUAAAUUAUCGUAAUUUGUUUUUGUUAGUAGCAAGUGCACUUUCCAACGUCUUCUUCGAAUUAAAAUUACACUAACGCAUUCGCGAAUGAUGUACGCGUUGGGGUAUUUUCCAUUUAAAAAUCUUAGGUGAUUUCGUCAAUUACCAGCAAUGUUUGUAUAUUGAUAGUGUAUUGUACACUUUACUCGUUUGAAAUGUAAAGUAACAAUGCAAAAGAAUAAGAUCUAAAUGAGAGUAAAGUGAACAAAAUGAAAGUUUGUGUUUUCUUCAUUCAAUUGUCUUUACAAUUUGACGAAACACAAAAGUAUCGUUUUAUUCAGUAUUUUUCCUAUACGUUUGUUCUUUCUUCGAUAUGUAUUAUUCAAUCAAUAUUCCAGAGAAAUCUGUAUUAUUUAUUUUCGUAAAUACAUUAUCUUAAUUUGAUCGCGUUUAUGAAUUACUAAAAAAAAAAUAAUAAAAGAAAAAUGAAUAAUAAAAGAAAUGAAAAAAUGAAAGAAAGAAACAAAAGAAAUGAAAGAUUAUUUUUUACGUUGUAUGUGAUGUAUAGAUCCAAAAAUAGGGAAAACCAUGUAUCUAAGUGAAGUGCAAAGCGAUUCAAUAUCGAGUUGAAAAUAGUAUGUUUAAUUCUUACGAAACAUAUGACACACAUGAUGAAAUAUUUCUUAGUCUCUGAUCAAUCAUAUCUUGAUGCUUGGUUACCCUUUAUCAGGAUCUCACAUGCAUUAUUCUUCGAAGAGACGAUAAGGAAGGGGAAUAAGAUAGGAAGGGAUAAGAUCCACGCGAAUCGAAGAAAGCGACGUAAGAUUUUAACACAGAUGAAAUGCAUUACGUGAUCGUAUUGCACGUUGUGCUACGGCCCCACGAUUUAAGUUUAAGUUAAUUAGGUACUACAGAUAAUACACAGUGUCACAUACUAUUAAUAGAAUACAUUGCGUUUAGGUUUACUUUAGGAGAAGAAAAUAUUAUUACCAUUAUUACAUUAUUAUAUAUCAUUAGUAUACCGCUAUUACAAUUUUUGCAAAACUGGCUCAAUAUUGUAAUAUACGACUAUCGGAACCUUUAUCGAGUACCAAAAUAAAUAAGAUUGCUUGCUAA